GUAUACGGAGAGACAACAAAAUAUGCAGGUAAGUGUUUAGGCUUUUUAUGGUUUCAAAUGUUAUGGUUUGAAAAAUGUAUCUUAUACUUAUAAUUUAAGUGGGCUGAUUAGCAGGCUCAAGAUAUAGUAUUUUAGCAACUUACAGUAUCAUUCCUUUUAAAGAGAUUUUAUGCAUCCUUUUAUGGUAUUUUAUGCACUUCUCAGCAACAUAUGAACCUAGCAAUGUGAGGCUCUUUGAAUUGCACCCAAUUUAUUUAUGUUAAAUUUUUUUAUGAAUGUUUGUUCCCCAAGAGGAUAUAUUAAGCAACAUGGAUUUGGUAAAACGCACCAAAUCAAAGGUGGGCCGCCUACAAAAUCUGAAAGGCCAGCAGCUCUACAGACAACUCCUCAACAAUGCCACCUGCGGUCUCACCUUCUCCAAAGAUGUUAUAUGGGAGAUGGGGUCAGACAGUAUACCUUACAGUCAAGCUGACUUCCACUGGCUUUUCAAUGCCUCUGGACCUCUGGCACCAAGUCCCAAGCUGAAGAGCACAGGGAUAAAAUCGUUGAAAGGUAUCCCCCUUCAUCCUUCACCUCAGGAUCCUGCCAAGAACAGAGGCUUCAGAGACCCUCCCUCUAUGCUCCCUGAAUUACAAAUAUCCCAACUUGCUCCAUUAACUGCCAAAGACUCCUUUACACUGCCUAGUCACCAGGGGGGGCUCUUAGAUUCCUUUAAAAGGACAGGACUACGAGGAGUUUCUAAUGUUUACAACUGUCUAGAGGAAGCAUCUACAGGAGGCAGGGAGGACCGUUUAAAGAGCUGCCACUGGGAUGAGUUUGUGCUAAAGAAGCUGUCCAAGACCACAGCCCAGUGGAUAGUGAGUCAACAGAUUCCAAACCAGUGCCAGAAUAAGACUCGGCUGCAGUCACUGCUGAGGAGUCAGUAUGGUUCGGCCAGCGCCACAGAUCUAGUCAAUGAGGAGCCCAUGUGUGAGGAGGAUUUCUGCAGCUACCAAGAUCUCCACAAGCAGACUGAGAAGCAGCGGGCUCUUCAGAGCAGCAAGGCUGAGACACCUCUUCCUGUAUACUACAGGCAAGGAGACAAAACCUACUGUAAUAUUUCAUGUUGAAUUAUUGAGUCCCCAGUCAGUUUUACGCCUCAAACAAAUAGUGUCCAAUGCACUAAAGUUGAUGUUUUAUGUGAGUUUCUAUAAUGUGUAGAUCAUCAGAAUUUGUAUUCACGGUUUCAUAUCACUGAUCUCUAUUUUCACUUGACAUCCCUGCCGCAGGGUGCAGGGCUACUCUCUUCCCCCUGCAUGUUCUGAUGAGCCUGGGGGUAUGAACCAGACUGCCAACACUGUAGCAGUCAAGCACAUUGAAACACCUCAACCUCCUCGUCUUCAGGAUAGCCUCAACCCCCGUGCUGGAAGCCAUGUCUUGCACACAGAGAACAACUUUGAACAGGAAAUAUUUUCUGGUACACCCUCUCUCUCAAUUCACAUUCAACUGAAAAAAGUAUUUUCUACAUUGGUUAUUGAUCUACAUCAUAUUGCCUUGACUUUGCAUGUUGCAGGAAUAGCCAAACAGGUACAUCAGCGUGAUCCACGGAACCACGAUCGCAUCAUCAUGGACAACAAUUCAGAGUACCAAAAGAACCUUCAAGACUUUUUCCCCUGUGGUCCAGAUAAGUGGACGAAGGCUUCAGCAGCAACCAUGCACAAUGAGACACAAGGUUGGGACUUUAACCAAAGAAAUACAACCUCUGAUAAAGGCAAGGUUUUACUAAUUCAAAUUCCAUUGGGUAGGAAUGCGACGGGUGGAGAAAGGUGCUCGGCGGUGGGUGGACCUGCCUACCACUGCUGACUAUGCCACAGAGGUGGGUCUGAGACCUCCUGACUACAGCGGGCAAGACACAGAGGUGCCCAGACAGCAACCCCUCUACAACCCUAUGCCUGAGCUCUCCUCCUUACGCUACGCAGUGGAGGGAUGGAGGAGCGCCUGGAAGAUCAGGUGGUCUCCUUGUCAUUAAAUAUUGAUGUUCUCUAAGCAUUUGUCAAUAUCACUGUGCUGUUAAGCCUAAUUUAUUUCACAUCGUUACACUACAGCAUGCCCAGACAUACUCCAAAGUUACUGUAUAUUGUCACAGAAGACAAGCACUUCAGUUUGCUCUUUAAUCUGAGGAGGCUGUUCCUUCCUGUUCUAGAGAUCACCUGGCAGAGUGUGACUAUUGAAGGGCUGAAGAGGGCCCUUAAAGACCUGCACUACUACGUUCGCCUGUCAGCCAUAGCCACUUGUGCAUCAGGGGCAGUGAACAGACCGAGGGAAGAGCAACAUCCCACAGAUACAGGUGAGAUGUAAUAGAUUGCGUCAUAUCUCAACUAAUCUUUUUCAAUUUGUUUAGGUACUUGUGUGUGAGUAUGUACAUAUAUAGUGGACAUGGACAAAACAUACUUUAGCACUUGUUUUUGUGAAACCCACCCCAGGUCAGUAUGGCCGUGUGUGGGACAUCCAGCCAGUUCCUCAGGAGCUCCAGCCACUUCUUCUCCUGGCUCUCGACGACCCUGUGAAGAGAGUUCAGAUGGCAGCAGCAGUGUGCCAGUAUGCCAUGGGCACGCCAGACUCCCGAGCCCGAAUAAUCCUCCGCAAUGCACUACAUCAAGGUUAGGUCAUACUGUAUUUAUUUUGGAGUACAUUGUAAUAACACAUACCUUAAAAGAUAGUUGCACCUCAUGUCUUUCCCUACCACCAAGGCCCAGAUUGUCUGUGUGAAUACUCACAUCUGAAAGGAAUAUAAACUGUAAAUGGAACACCAAUACUUUAAGUAAAUAACUUAGGUAUGGGUUUAUUAUUCAGGAUGAAUUGCGUUUCACUGACAUCAAAUGAAUGGUGUAGUGUUUCGUGUCAGACUCUGCAGGUGCAGGUGCAGACAGCUGGGUGGCAGCACAGUGCCUGGCCAUGGAAGGGGAGCACAGUCGGACAGUCAUUCAGAGACUUCUCUCCCAGCACUUCGUCAGUGAGGUUCAAACAGAUAAUGAACAGUCAGCCGCUCUACUUGCCAGCAUCAGUAGCAAGACAGUACGUAACUCCAAUUUGUUCCCCUUAAAUUGCUUAAACUAAAUGAUAUACCCAUUAUAUACCCAGUCAUUGGGGCAAGCACUAUUAGCCUAUGCUCUUCUGUUUAAUCACAAAUCCAUGAUAAAUGAAAUGUCAUUUUUCUGGUCUUAACAUUUUUCUUUAGACUCUAGUUCACUCUCUGCUGGCUGAGGAGUUGAAUUGUGCCAACUGGAGGACCAGACUCAUGGCUUGCAACACUAUCUCCCAAUUGAAAGGCCCAAUUAAUAAGGUGUCUACUGCAAUCUCAUACAUUUUAUAGAUUUCUUGAGGCCCUAAUUCUGUGAUUUUAUUUGGUGUCUCAAAUCAAACCUAAAUUAUGAUACUGAUAUGUGAUUAUGUACUCAUUAGAAAUUAUUUUUUGUAGGACCUUGCAAACAAGUUGAUCUACCUGAUGUGGAAUGACUGGAGUGGUAAAGUGAAACAGACUGCAGCCCAGGCCCUGGGGAAACUAGGAAUGGGACGAGAUGUGCACAACGAGCUGAGGUACCAGAUUGGCAUUUGGUGAUCACUAAUGAGCUGAUCAGAGGGCAUCUCACUCUUUUCCUAAAACCUCACCCAUUGGCUGUUUCAGAAUGAAGCUAGAGGAAGGUCCCGCCUCCUGGAAGGUGGAGGCUCUCAUCCUCAUAGCUCAGCUACAGAUCAUGACCGCCAAGCUGCUGCCACCCUUCCUGAAAUGUUUCAAUGACAACUUUGUGGCUGUGAGGAAACAGGCCUGUCUGACUGCUGCAGCUCUCAUUAUGAUGGACAGCAUGGUGAGAAAGGGUUGAGGAGAGGCAGCAGUUUGCAGACGUUUGUCUCGACUUCGUCUCGUGCCUAAUACUCAUGCCAAUAUAUCCUAUAAACCACGCCUUCUUUGGCAAUAUCACUUCAUUAUAGAUAGAUGAUGGACUUCAGGUGAAAAAAUGCCUCGUCUUUACUUUUUGGUUUUAGGUCUUGAAUCAGCUGAUUCAGCUAACGCAGAAUGACCCAGCAUGGGAGGUUAAAGUUGUUGCAAUCAGUGGUAAGCAGCAUGGUGAUGACCACUGGCCAACAGAGUAGAUUUUGUAAUGACAGUGUGAAACUGCAACUGCACUACAUAUGCAACUUUCUGUGAUAGUGUAUCUAAAUAUACAGUAUAAGUCUAGUGUCAGAAAGCAGAUGUGUGAACAUGUUGAGGCACUGCAAUUGUUUGUUAGCUUUAGGGAAGAUAGGUUGCCUCACGCCCACCCUCCAGGACCUCCUCCUCUGGGCAUUACAUCAUGAGGAGGAACCCCAGGUACGCAUCGCUGCCUGUGAGGCCCUAAAGAUCCUUAAAGUGAAGGGACCAGAGCUGCAGCAUCUCCUACAGGAGCGGUUUGUACUGGAACCCCACCCCCAGGUCCAUAGGUGAGUCAGAGUUCAGUUCAAAAUCCAUCCCACUGGGCACAGACGUCAAUUCGAUGUCUAUUCCACUUUGGUUCCACGUCAUUUCAUUGAAAUGAUGUGGAAACAACGUUGAUUUAAUUAGUGUGUGCCCAGUGGGAUAUAAUGUCAUGCCAUAUCUGUGUUAGCUUUACCGGUAUGAGUGUUUAUCCAUGUAGCUAUGUCCAUAACAUUAUAAACAAUAAAUCAAUGUUUUUUCUUUGUCUACAAGGCAUAUACAGGGGCUCCUCAAAAAAUAUGGCUACAGUAUUGAAGGAGACAAGGGCAUGGUCCACAAGAUCAAAGAUCAGGUAAAUUAGUUUCAAGGUUAGCCAUGGAAAGGCACUCAUGUUUUUGUUGCAAACUGAGGGCCAUCAGUUCCGUCCUCCUGGUUUGCAGGUUCAGAGGCUAUGCACCAAGCGCAUCAUCACAGACAAAGUGCUGUUGAUGGAGAAGCUGGAGGACAUGUACCAGCAGCAGAGGAAGUAUCUGGUAAAUGAGAGCCAGCCGGACACUACGCCAAUAUCACGGCUGCUGCAGGAACGCUACAACAGUGAGUGACGGACUACUACGGUGUGUUCAGCUGAGUUAAAGAUAUAAUUUAAUUAUUGAUGUUCAGUGAAUUAGAGCCAUCUUAUUUCCCGAAGUUACAGUAUAUGCAGUUUGCUGACUGCGAUGAAUAUCGUUUUUGAAGAAGGUAACAUGAAACUAUUGUGGGCAUUGUCUUUUUCUAGGGAUGAAACAUUGCCCUUCCACAGUAAGGCCGACUCACUCCUCAGAUUCCUCUGUGACUCAGGUAUUCCCUGUCCUCUCGGAGUUCCUAGUCUUGUUGCAGAACUAG
Coregonus sp. 'balchen' is the source of this 5314-nucleotide messenger RNA. The record is from the annotation of a GenBank genome assembly. NCBI's taxonomy places the organism in Eukaryota, Metazoa, Chordata, Actinopteri, Salmoniformes, Salmonidae.